Messenger RNA from Cydia fagiglandana, 4844 nucleotides. RefSeq names its product membrane-associated guanylate kinase, WW and PDZ domain-containing protein 1 (gene Magi). The transcript is spliced from 22 exons. Gene Ontology annotation, biological process: signal transduction. The coding region runs from base 141 to 3212 and encodes 1023 amino acids. Gene Ontology annotation, molecular function: protein binding. Lineage: Eukaryota; Metazoa; Arthropoda; Insecta; Lepidoptera; Tortricidae. The record is from RefSeq and is a predicted model, not a curated record. Gene Ontology annotation, cellular component: cytoplasm.
AAAAAUACUGGCUGGAAGCAGGCAAGAUUAAAAAAAAAUACUUAUAAAAAGUAUACUCAGACAGUAUUUAUGGUAUUUUGCCUUGCCGAAAAAUGAAGUGGUAUUUUUGAUAUUUCACAAGAAACAGCAGUCCUAUAUCAAUGGAUUCAGACAGGCUGUCUUCAGCAAAUAUUUCAACACACAGUUCAGGGACAGCGGGCACAGUUGGAGGGUCUGUGGUGGGAGUCAGGCCUGGUGAAGCGGGGCUUAAAAGAGAAGAUGAGGAUGAAUAUAACUUGGGACCUUUGCCUCCGAUGUGGGAGAAGGCAUUUACACCUUCAGGAGAGGCAUAUUUUAUAGAUCACAAUACUGGUACCUCUCACUGGCUCGACCCAAGACUUGCUCGGGUCCGAAAACACUCUCUAGGGGAAUGCGGAGAAGAUGAGCUGCCAUACGGGUGGGAGAGGGUCACGGAUGAGAGAUAUGGCUCGUAUUACGUGGACCAUAUCAACAGGCGGACGCAGUAUGAGAACCCCGUGCUUCAGGCUAGGAGGUUACGAGCAGAGAAAAUAGGCCCAGAAAAUGGAAACGGCGGGCCGCCAAAUGGAUCAAGUUCAUCUGGAGAGCUGCGGGGCGAGAGAUUCGCUCUCACACUUACUAAAAGCACACAGGGUCUGGGCUUCACAUUGAUUGGCGCUGAAGGCCUGCCAGAAACGGAGGGGUAUCUACAGAUACGCAGUAUCGUGCCUAACAGUCCAGCAUGGAUUGAUGGUGCCCUGCGACCAGGAGACGUACUCGUCGGAGUUGGAGGACGAGGAGUGCGGGGCCUGUCACACGCGCAGGUGGCGCAAAUGUUCCAGAACAUCGCUCCAGGCUCCAGCGUGGCGCUACAUCUUGUCAGAGGGUACCCCCUCUCCUUCGACUCGGAAGACCCCAACACCAGGGUACUCAGUACUCUAGCAGUAGACGCCACCACCCCAGCUUCUUCAGAUGCUGUGGCCAUGCAACAAUUGACGAGGGCCUUAAGAACAAGGUUUAAUCUGGAUUCUCCAUCGAAUACCAGCUGUGGUCGCGACGAGGCGGACACGGCGACCCCUAGCCCGGGACAGCGAAGACUGAUGUCCCGCUCCUUCGACCUCGACGCUAUGAGCGAUCAGCGCGACCAGGGACAAGCACAAGAGCAGCUGAGCACCAGCGCGGCGUCGGAGGGCGGGCUGGGGCCGGGCCGCGAGCUGGUGCUGCGGCUGCGGCGCGGCGCGGCCGGCUUCGGCUUCACCGUCGCCGACAGCGUGCACGGACAGAAGGUCAAGAAGGUGUUGGACCGCUCACGAUGCUCCGGCGCGGGGCUCCGCGAGGGGGACUUACUGCUGCAGAUAGGAGACACCGACGUGCGACACGCGCCGCACCAACGGGUAGUGCAGGUUCUGAAAGACUGCCCCGCCAUGCACGAGACUACGAUCCGCGUGUGGAGACGGAACAACGCUACUGGCAGAGCCCCUCGCAGUCGCUCGGCUACUCGAGUCCCGCCUACGAACGCGACAGCAACCAACAGUCAACUCGGCAGAAGCAAGACUCCCACCGCCGAGCAACUCAGAUCACCUUCUCUGCACACACAAGACUCGCUGAGGGACAGGCUCAAUGCCAUGAACUCUGUGGAAGCCACGUACGCAGUACCGGAGCACAAGCAACGUGAAAGUCUUAUAGAGAGGCGCCGCCGGAGCAGCGCCCCCGGGACUAGACUCACUCUGCCCGCGCAGCCCUACAAUGAUCAGUGGCAGGAACGAGAAACGUGGGUCGACAACUCCAACAAUAUUCGAAACUGGGCCGAAAACUCACAGAAAUGGGACGACAACGCCCAAAAGUGGGAAGAAAACGGGCAGAAAUGGGAACAGAAUGGCCAAAAAUGGGAGCAGAAUGGGCAGAAAUGGGAGCAGAACGGGCAAAAGUGGGAAAACGGGAACGGAUGGGAGAACGGGGAGAGAUGGGACGGGAAUUGGGGGGAGGUGCCGACGCCGACGGUCCAUGUCGAUAUGAAUGCGGCGUACUGGAGGGGGAACGCUAGUGUCGCGGACAGCAGCGAUAAUGGAGGGUUUCCAGAAGAUGGCAUGCUCCACUCGCCAACCACGGCGGCGCUGGGCGGGCUGCCUCCGCACGCCCAGUCUCCUUCCACCAGCCGGAUGAGGCCGCACUCGCCUUCCAAUUCCACAGGUCGUAUGAGAAGCCAGUCGCCCAGCAAUACCAGCGCCUCCGAACGACUCUUAGGCGCGACGCCUACUGCAAGACUGCACAGCCGCUCGCCGUCUAACAAUUCACCUUCCAGGAGCAAGGACAGUAUGAGAAUGCGAGAAAAUUCCCCGCCCCGACAUAUGCACUCUCCCGUAUCUCGAAGAUCGCCAUCUUGUUACGAUAACGACUCAAUAGCGCAACAAAAUGCCGUCUACGUCGGUAACUACCCACAGGUGGAGGCAGGCGGAGCGGCGGACCCGGAGGCGGACGUCCUGGUCCGUUUGGCUCGAGGAGCGGCCGGCUUCGGCUUCCGUAUCGUUGGAGGCACUGAAGAUGGCAGCCGCGUUGCCGUUGGCUAUGUAGUCCCUGGCGGCCCGGCGGACGGGCUGCUGCGGCCGGGCGACCUGCUGACGUCGGCGGACGGCGUGUCGCUGGCCGGCGCCACGCACGCCAGCGCCGUCGCCUACGUGUGCCAGGCCGCCGCCAGGGGACACGUAACGCUAGGUGUGCGGCACAAUCGAGCCGACAUACAAUCUUUGGGGUUACCAACAAUGCCGACUCAACAUCAACCCUUACUUACGUCGGAGCCGGCUCCGCACCGGCACCUGCAGCUGCAGCCCGCGCCCGCGCCCGCGCCCGCCUACAGCCUCCUGCACCCCGCGCCGCUCUACCCCCCGCAGCCCCCGCCCCAGUAUGGAGUGCAAUACGACACAGCGACCGGCGGCUGGUCGUCAGUACCCUACGACGUCACGGUCACGAGGAAUGAGGGAGAAGGCUUCGGGUUCGUCGUCAUCUCGUCCACCAACAAGGCCACCAGCACUAUUGGCCAACUGAUCCCAAACUCGCCUGCUGCUCGCUGCGGCCUGCUACACGUAGGUGACACCAUCGUAGCCAUCAACCACACGCCAGUGAGAAACCUACCACAUCCCGAGGUCGUCGCCUUGAUCAAGCACUCGCAUCGAGCGGUAACACUCACUGUCCUACCACCACAACAUACGCCACCGUAAAUGUACAAUUCUGGGGCGUUGCCCCUUAGGAGGACACUGUUGUUGUGGCUUUUGAUCAAACGCCAGUCCGCAACCUACCACAUCCAGAGGUCGUUGCCCUGAUCAAGCACUCGCGACGAGUGGUAACACUCACUGUUCUACCACAACAACAUACCCCACCGUAAAUGUACAAUUGUGGGGCGUUGCCCCCUAGGAGGACACUCGUGGCUUUUGAUCACACGCCAGUCCGCAACCUACCACAUCCAAAGGUCGUUGCAUUGGUCAAGCACUCGCAUCGAGCGGUAACACUCACUGUUCUACCACCACAACAUGCGCCACCGUGAAUGUACAAUUGUGGGGCGUUGCCCCCUAGGAGGACACUUGUGGCUUUUGACCACACGCCAGUCCGCUACCUACCACAUCCAGAGGUCGUUGCCUUGAUCAAGCACUCGCAUCGAGCGGUAACACUCACUGUUCUACCACCACAACAUACGCCACCGUAAAUGUAUGUACAAUUUUGGUGACCCCUAAGGGAGAAACCAACUUUUUUUAUGAUUGUUAUACAUGCUUAUGUGUAAUGGUUAUAUAAAAUACCCUUAUAAUAUUGCGACCAAGAUGUUUACAAUAAACAAUCGAUUUGUUUUUUUUAAGAUAUCUAGAAAUCUUAAAACCUAGUUUUAAUAAAAACAUCGUGCACUGAUACGAUAUGUGUCAUAAAAUUGACGCGAACUGUUCAUUAGGUACAUAAAAACCUUAGUCAGUAAUGAAAUUAUAGCUUUAAUAAAAUCUUUUAUAAUAAUGAAGUCAAAAUUUAAGGUUGUGGUUUUUGCCAAUGGGUGGAAAGCUAAAUGCUAUUUACAGCUAUUUCGUAUUUUAGUACCGUCCAAAAUACCUUAAGCUUUAUACUUGUACAUACCGUGCCUUAUACAUACUGUUUUUGUAAGUAUGUACCAUGGGUAGGCAUAUACAUUUAUUAAUAAAUAAAUAAUAUCUUGUUUCAAGCGUAAGCCUUAUGUAUUGUAUUAUCUGCUAUAUGUGCUAAUUUAUCAAUGAAGUUAAAACUAAAAGCUCAAAGCAGAUGAAUCAAAUUAAAGUGGAAUAAAAUGGUUUUUAAAAAGCAGUUUUGCACCACUUGUUUUUGUUUUUUGGAGAUCGCUGGUUUUUUAAUGGCAGUAUAUGAAUAAUAGACAGAUAGACUUUUGUGCCCUCUGUAUUGAGCAAUGCCAAUUUUAAGACUCGAUUAGGACCAAAUAUGCUUCACGCUUUACAGCGAUUUCGAUGUAAUGAGCCCUUCACAGUGAAUAUAUAAAUAUUUGUGCUGCGAAUCAUUCAAGGCGGUAUAUUUUAAUUGUAUCAAUUUAUAAAGGUCAUUGAACGUGUACUGUGCAAGUAUUGUUAGUUAAUUGUAUAUUUUAGACGCGCGGUUGUUUUAUGCGCUAAACGCAGGGUUGAACCCAUGCGUUAACGGAAUGUAUGAAAAAUGACAAUGCGCUUACAACAAUAUAGUGUCAUUAGAUUAGAUCAGGGGGGUCUCCAAAGUUUUUUGCCUGAGGGCCAUAUUGUGCCUCAGAAUUUUCGCGCGGGCCACCGUCAGCGCCGAGUGGGUGGGGGUGUAUCUGGUUGCUGCUGAACUGACACUGAUAGGGCUGAACA